This is a messenger RNA of Patiria miniata (bat star), 1811 nucleotides long. RefSeq names its product ubiquitin-related modifier 1-like. The transcript is spliced from 5 exons. Gene Ontology annotation, molecular function: protein tag activity. The record is from RefSeq and is a predicted model, not a curated record. Lineage: Eukaryota; Metazoa; Echinodermata; Asteroidea; Valvatida; Asterinidae. Bases 42 to 389 code for a protein of 115 amino acids. Gene Ontology annotation, biological process: tRNA thio-modification; protein urmylation. Gene Ontology annotation, cellular component: nucleus; cytoplasm.
AAUGACUAGCCCCCUCUUGCGAUAACUUUAACAAAUUCAAGAUGGCAGCGCCCAUGGAUACUCUCAAAUCUCAUGAAUCUGGAUCUGAUGGUUUGUCCAUUCGUCUGGAAUUCAGUGGUGGAGCUGAACUUUUAUUUGACAAAAUCAAGAAACAUGACAUCACACUUGAUACUUCAAAUGGAUCAAACUGGAAUAUCAGAAGACUAAUAUCAUGGAUUAAAGACAACCUGCUGAAAGAAAGACCAGAACUUUUUGUCCAAAAUAACACAGUGAGACCUGGCAUUUUGGUUUUGGUGAACGAUGCAGAUUGGGAAUUAGUGGGCGAGUUGGACUACAACCUCCAAGCCGACGACCGGAUAGUCUUCAUAUCCACCCUGCAUGGCGGAUGAUAGCAACAUGGCUUCAAAAUGCAUAACUAAAUCUCGACAUUUUUUUAUAUUUAAUACCGAGGGCAAGUUGAAUUAUGGUCAUCGGCGACCAGUAACAAGCUAGCAAUUUUGAAAGGAGACAAAAAAAGGCUGUGAAUGUUAAUUACUCUCGUUACAAGUAACCUGGGCAAUAAGUUUUCAUCUCCUCAAAAUUAAGAAGUUUAAAGAUGCUGGCAAAUACUUAAAAAAAAAAACACAGAAAGUACAAAUAUGGACAAAAUAAGGUCAGUAAGCUGUCAGUAGAUAGUUAAUAUUUUCACAUGCACUUUAUAUUUGAUUAUACAAUUCUUAUUGGUUUACAAUUCUGACAGAAGAAAACAAUAACAAAUUUCAGCAACAAAUUUUCCACAAAUCUACUUUCUCGUUAUACACAUGAUAAAGGAGUAUCGUUGUAGCCUAUAUAAUAUACAAAGACUGCAUAAUUACAAUGUUUGAUAACGUUAAGAAUUUGUACACAAUAUAUGGAGACGAAGCUGUAAUAUGCCAGUGAAUACUGCUGUAAAAACCUAUAAUUCUGCAGCAAGUAUGUAUGUAUUGCCUGUGGAAAACUAGCACUAUUUGUCAAAAAUUGAAAGUUUUGGGAAUUUUGCACAACUUAGUUUAUUUGGGGUUUGUAAAGAAACAGAAUUUAAUAAUCAUGACGAAUAAAGUGUAAACAAGGGGAAGUUUCAACAAUUUCCACAAUUCUUAAAAUUUCAAUCUUAACCAUUCGCAGAUCACGGCGUAUAUUUCUGGUUAUGUUUUGUGCAUCAAUUAAUGUUAUUUGUUUGUAAUUACACAAAUCUUUUACACAGAAAUGCAUUAACUGUGAGCAAUUAAGUUGGCAGUAUAAAAUGCUUUACCCACGUUCCAACUUAAUCACCUCCUGUAUUCACUUGGACACGAAAAGAAUAUAAAACUACAAGCAAAAACUUCAUUUAUAAAUAAAUAAUAUACCAAAUCUGGAUGACAAACUUUGGCCCCAGUAUCUGUGCAAAAUCAAAUGGUGUAUGGUGCAAAUUUGUUUAGUAUCAAGUAAGCUUAAAAAAAUUAGAUGAAAACUCAUUUCUCUAUUUUGGCAAAAAAAGGGUACUGUGUCUCAAUACAUUUUAAAAUGUAAAAAAAAAAAAAAAAAAACCCAUAAAUUUGACUAAACUUUUAACUUGAUUUUCAGAUGAAAAAUCUGUGAAAUAGAAUGACAACCACAUCCUGCAAUACAGUUUAUACUAUGAUAAGAUCCAAUAUUUCACAAAUAUUUUCUCCUUUUCUGAUGAUUCAAGAAUCGAACUUGGGCAAAAAUUACUGCAUAUCUAUGUCUAUGCACAUUCAAUUUAACUUCACUACUACAAUAUGUAACGUAAAAAAUGGAAUGUCAAAAUUGGAAAGUUCUUAAUCUCUCUCAUA